Emericellopsis cladophorae is the source of this 657-nucleotide messenger RNA. RefSeq names its product Outer membrane protein. The transcript is spliced from 7 exons. Bases 1 to 657 code for a protein of 218 amino acids. Lineage: Eukaryota; Fungi; Ascomycota; Sordariomycetes; Hypocreales; Bionectriaceae. The record is from RefSeq and is a predicted model, not a curated record.
AUGCUCUUCUCGUUCACUCUCAUUCUGGCCUGCCAGCUGGGCCGCGCCCUUCUUGCCACCGCUUCGCCCGUCAGUGUCUGCACGUCCCUGAACGAGCCGUCCCACGCGCUCCUCCAAUGGACCCCUCCCGCGUCCGUCCCUGAGCUGCUGCCCGCCUUCCAGGCCAAGAUUGACUGGGACCUCGAUAACAACCACACGAUCCAGACACCCGCAGGUCUUCGCGCGAGCUGGUGGAGUCGCGAGGGCUACUGGUACGACACCAAGGGUCGCCUCUUUGGUGAGAUUCUCCGCGCCAACGACGACGGCAUUGUCACGCCCGGAACCACCCCAGGGACGCGUUUCCUCGAACUCAUCAUCACCUACGUAGUGAAGCUUGACGAUGGCUACUGGGCCUACGUGAAGCACACCGGCGGUGCCAUUGUCCGGCAGUACCAGAACGGCGUCGUGCGUGUGGAAACCGACUCUCCAAAGUAUAGCUGGCUGAACCGCAUCGACUUUGUGGCACCCGGAAGCUUCAACGGCACAGAGAUCAUGACCGUAAACCACUACUUUCCCAACGCGGAUCAGCUUCCCAACGGCCUACCCGCUAGGAGGCGUUUCCAGUAUGAUGAGCAGCUUGUCACGGCAGGCAGAAUACGGCUGAGUCACAUGUUCUGA